Messenger RNA from Sinocyclocheilus grahami, 1356 nucleotides. RefSeq names its product spermatogenesis associated 17 (gene spata17). Gene Ontology annotation, biological process: mitotic cell cycle; spindle organization; establishment of meiotic spindle localization. Bases 116 to 1186 code for a protein of 356 amino acids. The transcript has 10 exons. Gene Ontology annotation, cellular component: spindle pole. NCBI's taxonomy places the organism in Eukaryota, Metazoa, Chordata, Actinopteri, Cypriniformes, Cyprinidae. The record is from RefSeq and is a predicted model, not a curated record. Gene Ontology annotation, molecular function: calmodulin binding.
AAGAGCUGUCAACGCGUGACACUUCCUUCCCCGCGCGUGCCUGACAAGCACUCUCUCCACCCCGCGCGCGCACGGACUCUUCCGUUGUCAUGGACACCAACAAACUUCCGGAAACAUGGCGAGACUUGAGAAACUUUACAAGCAGGUUGAUAACAUAAAAGAGCAAUAUUUUAUCCGCAACAGGAUCGCGGAGGAAAACAGACAGAAAGAGAACGAGGCUGCGGUCAGAAUUCAGAGCUGGUUCAGGGGCUGCCAGGUGAGAGCAUUCCUCAGUCAUCUGCAUAAAAAUGCAACAUUAAUACAAAAAAUAUGGCGUGGAUUCACUGCACGGGCACUUUUCAGACAAAGGGUAAAGACAGCAUAUUUUAUCAUGAAGAUGAAUUUCUACAAUAAGAUGGCUGUCAAGAUACAGCAGAGAUGGCGGGGCUAUUAUGUGAGGAAGUAUGUACACAAUUAUUAUGCACGCAAGAGAUAUUUGGAGGGACUGACAAGGAAGAAUGAACACAUCAGGAGAGACCUGGAGGAAUUUGCAGAGCUCCAGAGGAGAGAGAGAGAACGGAUCACUCUGGAAAAAGAGGAAAAAGAGAAAAACAUCCAGGCUCAGAGACUCCACUUCCUCCUGAGCACUAAACAGUGUCCAGGUGUUUUCAAUUCACCGUUCAGAGCAGAACCCGAUGAGAUGGAGCUGAGACUGAGAAAAGUGAAGCCACUUCUAGUGCGAUCGGCUCCUAAAGAGAGGAAGACCCCUUAUAUAACCCCUGAUCUCUCUAACCUGAUGCAAAACUGGGAGCGACUACCACCCAUUCACAAAAAGCCACAGGGGCCCUUUCGCCCAGCUCUGGAUGUGCAGCAGCAGCGGCAUCGGCCCCUGGAGCCAAGCCUGCGCGUGGCCACAUCCAUCACUGCCCUGGAGGAGGCCAGAGAGGAGCUCAAACAGCAGGAGUGGAGGACUUGCGUCAUCGACCAGACUUUUCUUCCAUUUUCAAACACAAGCCGAAAUAAGCGGUACGAGGGCAUGAUGCACACCUCCACCCCCUUUGAGCAGGUGGCAUAUGGGACAAAGCACUUCCGGGAGGAGCACAAGGAGUACCUCAAGGGGAAAAAGCCCUUCAAGACCGUCUUCACUACCUGCCACAUCUUUGACAAGUUUGGACGACUGUACUCCAACGCUGGUAAUAUUGUAUGAGAUAGCCGAGUGGAAAAACUGACAAUCAAUAAAUAAAUUAAAUUAAAUAUCCAAUCAUGCAUCAUUUGUUUGUCUGGUUCAGAAAGUGCGAAGGUGAGAUGAGGUGAAGAAAACAUUCGAUGCCGCAUUCAGAGUAAAAACAUCUCGUCUUCUUAGCAUAAUUACAUGCU